This is a messenger RNA of Callithrix jacchus (white-tufted-ear marmoset), 5709 nucleotides long. RefSeq names its product family with sequence similarity 124 member B (gene FAM124B). Gene Ontology annotation, cellular component: nucleoplasm. The record is from RefSeq and is a predicted model, not a curated record. NCBI's taxonomy places the organism in Eukaryota, Metazoa, Chordata, Mammalia, Primates, Cebidae.
AAAUGGCUGUCUUUUCAACUCAACAGAUUGCUAUCAGCCUGACAGAGCCAACUCCUGUUCCUUUUUGCCGGGUCAUUUCCUUUACUCACUGUCUGUAAGAGCCGCCCACUUGGGUGUUUCUCAGGAUUAUAGGUUUUGAGGUCACACUGAAACCCUGGGGAAUGCCUGAAAAGCCAAACACAAGCGGUUACUUUAUGCACAAGCUGGAUGAUGUGAUCCCACUGCUGCCGCGUGGAGCGGAGGCUGCUGAACUUGAGCUUGUGUGAGCUGCUCUUAUGGCAAGUCCGUGGGUGGCCAGGAGCACAUGUCAGUCUGGUUAAGAGCUCUGCUCAGAAGUAGCCGCUGCAGCUGAAGGUUUUCGGGUGGGCUGAAGGCUGGGCUGCUCCUUCAUUCAUUUCAGAAGUUAAACAGUGGCCUGUUUAACUUCUUCGCAUGCCAUCUUUGUCAUCGCCAGGCAGUUCCUCCAUGGAUGAGACACAGGGGCCUCUGGCCAUGACUGUCCAUCUUCUUGCCAACUCUGGGCACGGUUCGCUUCUGCAGACGACUCUGGACCAGCUCCUGGAUUGCAUUUGCCCAGAGGUCCGGCUCUUUCAGGUGUCUGAACGGGCCAGUCCUGUGAAAUACUGUGAAAAGUCCCACUCCAAGCGGUCCCGGUUCCCAGGGAUGUCCGUCUUGCUCUUUCUGCCCAAAAGCCUGGGAGAGGAUCGGCUGUUUCACAUCCUGGACUCUCUCCAACAUUCGCCAUGGCAGUACUACCCCACCCAGGACACUCGGGGAAGGCCGUGUCCCUACCUUCUUGCCAAUCAGGAGUUCUACAGCCUGGACAGCCAGAUGCCCAUCUGGGGGGUGAGGCAGGUGCACUGUGGCUCUGAGAUCCUAAGGGUGACGCUCUAUUGCAGCUUUGAUAACUAUGAGGAUGCCAUCAGACUCUAUGAGAUGAUCCUGCAGAGAGAAGCCACCUUGCAAAAGAGCAAUUUUUGUUUCUUCGUGCUCUAUGCCACCAACAGCUUUGCUCUGCAGCUCUCCCUGAAGCAGCUGCCCCCAGGAAUGUCAGUGGACCCCAAAGAUUCUUCGGUGCUGCAGUUUAAAGUUCGAGAGAUUGGCCAGUUAGUGCCUCUGCUACCCAACCCAUGCAUUCCCAUCAGCAGUACCAGGUGGCAGACUCAGGACUACGAUGGCAACAAGAUUCUGCUUCAGGUCCAGCUGAAUCCAGAACUUGCUGUUAAGAGUGGUACCUCGGGAGCUGGCAUGCUUCCCCUGGGCUCGAGGCUGACUUCUGUUUCUACAAACAGGACCUCAGAACCCAGAAGCCAGAGGAGCCAGGGCAGGAGGUUCCAGGGGCAUUCUCUGGAGCUUCCUGAGCCUGGUGGGAGCCCCACGUCAGACAGCCGUGGUGGCACUUUGUGGAAAAGCCCUGGCCGGUCAUUCCAGGCCAGCAGCCCAGCCACGGGUGCCUACCUGCAUCUGCCUUCUCAUCACCUUGAAUCCAGGGCCAGAAAGAAGGUCCUCAACCGGGAAAACAGCUUUCAGAAGCUUGAGGCAGAGAUGAAUGUUGACACAGGGUUCACUAUCAUAAAUUCUGAACCCAGGCAGACUUAUUUUGGUGGAUUUCCAAGGGAUUUGCAGACCAGCCAGCCACCAUUCUGCUUGCCGCCCUCUUCCUUAGGGGUGGCUACCUCCAAAAACAGCAGUGUCCUUAAGGAAAGAGUCUGUCCUUUGCCACUUGCUGGCCAAAGGGACCUUGGUACCAGGAAGACAAUUUCAAAAUGUCUUCUUCAUCUGCACGUUCAGGGUGAAGAAAAAGAAGACAAAGAAGAAUUCUUUAUAUAGCAUAAAAUGAAUGUGGUUUUCUAAAACAUAAGCUCAGAUAGAAUGUUCUAGAAAUAUAGUACUGACAUAGAAUGUGCCCCAUGCACGAUCUAUAUUGCUUUAUUUCAAAUGUUGAGUCUAAAGGUGCUGGGAAUGAUUAUUUGCCAUCAUAGUCGUAAGCAAAUACAGCCAACACAGGGAAAAAGCCGAAUGCGUUUGUUCCCUGGAGAUGCACUAACCCAGCUGGAUGUGUUGAAUCCAGCACCUAUCGGGAUAAUUGCAUUGUAUGCAAAUGAAUUGGUAUGUUAUACAACACUAAUUAGUGUCUGUAAUUUGGUUUUAAUUUUUACUUAGGCUGCAUAGCUCAUCCCCCUGGACAAUAUGGACUGCUAUUUAUUCUUCAAUGCUUUUUAAUUUUUAUGUGACCUCUUUUGGUAACUAGGCCUGGUUCACCACAUACCAUCUUGUGAUUUUGCUUUUAAAGUUCUUUGUAUCUGGAAUGAGUGAAAAUGCAAAGUGUUUCGAAAAUUAUAAACACUUAAUUUUGUUUUCCUGUUUAAUAAGCCAAAAUACUGGAAGCCAGGAAAUCAGGUUAAAAAUGAAUGCUGGGCUCUAGGGUUUUUCUCCUUGUCUGCUUCUCAUUUGUUUCUGUGCUAUGUCAAAGAGGACUGUGGUUCUUGUUACAAACCAAAGAGGAAUGUGGUUGAUUGGAUGAUUUCUGAUCUCCACUGAGCACAGGGGAAGACUGGAUGGGUUGAUAUGGUCACUGGAGCAGGACUUGUGUUCCUCUGGAGACAUUUCCACUCCAAGAUUAUUUUACAAAACUCACUCACUUAUUCAUUUAUAUGUGUUCAUUUAAUAAAUAUUUUUUGAAUAUUUGAGUAAGACAUUGUGUAUAUGGUACAUAUACCAUCUGUGGCCACGAAACCCAAAAAGUGUUUGUGGUUUCACCACUGUGAUAAAUUCAUCCUGCCAACUCUUUUUUUUCUUUCUUUUCGAGAUAGAGUUUCGCUCUGUUGCCAGGCUGGAGUGCAGUGGCACAAUCUCUGCUUACUGAAACCUCCACCUCCCGGCUUCAAGUGAUUAUCUUGCCUCAGCCUCCCGAGUAGCUGGGAUUACAGACGCACCACCACUCCAGGCUAACUUUUGUAUGUUUAGUAGAGACAGGGUUUCACCAUGUUGGCCAGGAGAGUCUCGAUCUCCUGACCUCGUGAUCCGCCUGUCUCGACCUUUCAAAGUGCUGGGAUUACAGGCCUGAGCCACCACGCCUGGCCCAUUCUACCAACUUUUUAAAAGAUAUUGAAUUCCGAAUACAUUAUUCCAAAAACUUUUUCCACAGUUAAGACCCACACUUGCCGCAUAAUGGUGUAAUAAGCAUUUGCAACCUGCAGAGGGAGACUGGGCAUAUUAUGAAUUGCAAUUAUAAUUGGAAUGGACAAAUUCUCAGCUGCCCGUAUGCUGAAUUUUUUGGUUAUGUCUGUACACACAUUUGUUAAAAACCUGAGGCCUGUGCUUCAGUUCAUUUAGAAGGUUAUUCGACGCCAUGAACUUCACUCUCAGAAAAGAUGUUAGGUAAGAGUAUAAAUGCUGAUUCAGCUGGAUCUUUCGGAGACUUGGAGACUUACUACAUCCAACUGGAGGCAGAGAUGAGUUCAGGCCUAAAGUCAAAUCUUGCACAAGUGAGUCUAGGCUGAUUCUGGGUGCUCUGCUCGGCAAAAGGGAUAGAAAUGGAGGAGAGUUUCAAAUGGAAAAAGACGGCCGGGCGCGGUGGCUCAAGCCUGUAAUCCUAGCACUUUGGGAGGCCAAGGCGGGUUGAUCACGAGGUCAAGAAAUCGAGACCAUCCUGGUCAUGGUGAAACCCCGUCUCUACUAAAAAUACAAAAAAUUAGCUGGGCACGGUGGCGCGUGCCUGUAAUCCCAGCUACUCAGGAGGCUGAGGCAGGAGAAUUGCCUGAACCCAGGAGGCGGAGGUUGUGGUGAGCCGAGAUCACGCCAUUGCACUCCAGCCUGGUUAACAAGAGCGAAACUCCGUCUCAAAAAAAAAAAAAAAAAAAGAAAAAAGGAAAAAGACAAGACUUCUCAACUGAUAUUUCUUGUCCUUAAAAUAUCAAUAUAUUCUCAUUCCCAUUUUCCCUCUUUCUCCCCCAGACUAAAAUGUGGUUUUAGAAAAUGGGAUGAAGAACUUAUCUUUGGUAUGGCUUUCUAUAAUAAGAGUUAGAAAAAAAAAAAAAAAAAAAAGAAAGUUCAACUACCAAACUUUGAAUAAACACAGCAGGAAGAAGUUUUGAAAUUUCCUUUCUACUUUUUUUUUGUGUUAUCCAAAUUUUCUUAAUAUAAUACAUGGGUAAGAAUACAAGUACCUACAAAUCAUAAAGACUAUGAGAAAUGUGAAUCAGCACCUUACGAAAUUGAGUUGUAAAAUAAUAUACUCUUAAAAUGUCAUCUAUUCUGUCCUGUAUUGUUCAGGGUCCCCAGGGGAAGAGAACGAAUAGGAUAUAUCUAUAUCUAUAUCUAUAUCUAUAUCUAUAUCUAUAUCUAUAUCUAUAUCCUAUAUAUAUGUGAAAGGUAGUUUAUUAAGGAGAAUUGACUCACAUGAUCACAAGGCGAAGUCCCACAGUAGGCUGUCUGCAAGCUGAGGAGCAAGGAAGCCAGUCUAAGUCCCCAAAACCUCAAAAGUAGGGAAGCCGACAGAGCAGCUUUCAGUCCGUGGCGGAAGGCCCUAAAGCCCCUGGCAAACAGUGGUGUAAGUCCGAGAGUCCAAAAGCUGAAGAAGCUGGAGUCUGAUGGAGUCCAGGGUGGAAAGUAUCCAGCAUAGGAGAAUGAUGAAGACCAGAAGACUCUGCUAGUGUAGUCCUUGCACGUUCUUCUGCCUGCUCUAUUUUAGCCACGCUGGCCGCUGAUUAGAUGGUGCCCACUCAGACUGAGGGUGGGUCUGCCUCUCCCAGUCCACUGACUCAAAUGUUAAUUUCCUUUGGCAACACCUUCACAGACACACCCAGGAAUGAUACUUUGCAUCCUUCAAUCUAAUCAAGUUGACUCAAUAUUAACCAUCACACUAUUCAACAAAGGAAUUCAAUUUACAGCAUGACGGGAUAGAAAUACUAGUGGGCUGGAUGGGGGAGGCCCAGAUUUUGGUUUCCUCUUCUAAAUUUACUAUUGAUGUGACCUUGAGAAUGUCAGGCUCCUUGGUCCUCGGUUGCUUUAACAACUGUAACAAAAGAUUGUUAGGGGACUCAAGAUGAUGUAUAUGAAAGCAUUUGCAUCUCAUGAAGCAUUAUAAAUGUGUGAAGUUUUUAUGAUUAUUGUAUUAUUUUGUAUAUUAUAUAACAUAGUAUAUUAUUAAUACCAUUGGUCCUUUGGACUCACAGUUUAAAAAUGUCAUGAGAACAAAGGACGUUUUUUGAAACAAGUUUUGGUAAAAUCAAUGAGGCAAUAAAAAACAAAUCCACCUUUCUAAGAUUUUUACUAUAUGUGCCAUUUGCUUUAUGUUUCUAUAGCUAAAAAGAAAAUUAUUUAUAACAAACGAUCAAAUACAUCCUAAAGUUCAAUAGAGAUUGUAUACAACCUGGAUAAACUAUGAACUAGCUCGAUCCAAUUUAUCAAAUUAAUGAGACUUAAUUGAAUUAUGUGCUAUUCCCUAAAAUGUAUAAUGUGUCACUUUUUAAACCUGAAAUGUAUAAUGUGUCACCUUUUAAACCUGAAAGUCUUCUGAUGAUUAGAAUACUUUAUUUUUCUAUAAACAAAAUGCACAUCCAUUUGAGUUCAGUCCUAGACCACUGCAAUAAAGCAGGUAUUGUAAUAAAGAAAGUCCCAUGAAAUUUUUGGUUUCCCAGUGCAUAUAAAAGUUAUGUUUACAACAUACUGUAGCCUAUUAAGUGUGCAGUAGCAUUGUGUUCAGGA